CCCAAGGUAAUGGGGUUUUUUUUUUUUUUUUUUUGUUUUCUUGUGUUCGUUUCUUUCUCGGGCUUUUUCAGGAGGGAUAGUUUCAUAACCCACAGAGCAUUCUGUGAUGCUUUAGCAGAGGAGAGUGCAAGAGCAAACCCACUCCUGUCCACUCAUCAACCUGGCUCAUCCUCAUCAACCCAAUUCAACCCCCAAGCAUUUCCAGUCCUUAAGAAAGAGCAACAGACUAAUUUCAAUCUCCUAAGGCCAGAGAUCCCACCAUGGCUUGCUCCCCAGCCAAUCCUAGGUCCUGUUCCUGGCCCACCACCACUUGAUCAUCUCUCAUCCUCAUCAUCAGCCUCAAUUUUCUCCACCUCAAGAUUAGAUCAUCAUCAUCAAGAUCAGUUCAAUCACCAUCAUGAUUUAUCAAACCCUAACCCAAAUCUUGCUGACCCCACUCUUCUUUCCUUCCAUCCAAGUACGGUACCCUCCCAACCUCACAUGUCAGCCACUGCAUUGCUGCAGAAAGCAGCCCAGAUGGGUGCAACCGUGAGCAGCAACACUGCCUCAGCCACUGCACUCAGACCCCACCAACAGGCUCACGUGUCUGCAGGUAGCAACAACAGUACUACUACUCCAGCUGGCUUUGGCCUCAACUUCACCUCACGUGAAGUCGGUGGUGCCAACUUUAUCCAUGGCUUAAACACCGGUGGUGCCACCAGUGGUGCUGGUGGUUCUCAUUCUCUUCUCCAAGAGAUGGUGAAGUCUUUGUCUUCUGGCACUGGUCUCCAUGGCACAUCCAUUGCUGAUGAGAUUGGUGGAGUAUUUACAAAUCUGAAGAAAUUACAAGCGAGUUACGGUACUGAUCAAACACUCUCCAAAGCAACAGCAACCAAUAGCGGGAGAAAUAAUGAAACCGGCGGCGGCAGUGGUGGUGAAGACUUAACGAGAGACUUCCUGGGUAUAAGAGCAUUUCCUCAUAGUGACAUGCUUAAUAUUGCUGGUCUUGGUAACUGCAUGAACUCUUCCCAUGAGCAUAAUCAGAAACCAUGGCAAGGUUAGGUGAAAUAGCCUUUUUUUUUUUUGGGGGGGGAGAUAUAUAUUAAAUCAAAUUCUCAAUUUCGCCUCCCUUUUUUGUUUCCCUUAAUUUUAUCUUUCCAAAGGGAAAGGACCCUUUGAAAAACUGAUAUAUUAAAUACCUUAUGCAGCU
Rubroshorea leprosula is the source of this 1189-nucleotide messenger RNA. Lineage: Eukaryota; Viridiplantae; Streptophyta; Magnoliopsida; Malvales; Dipterocarpaceae. The record is from the annotation of a GenBank genome assembly.